UAUAUUUUACGUUUCGAUUUUUCAGUCACAUUUCCGAGUUCGGCGCGAGCGGUCAUAGAAAAGUAACUUGUUGCGUCUAGCAUAUAAAUAAAUAGAAAUUAUCGCGAGCCAUGUCGAAGCCAGCCCUCUAUUACGCCACACUGAGCCCGCCCUCGCGCGCUGUCAUGCUGACGGCCAAGGCAAUUGGACUUGAACUUGAACUGCGCCCAAUUAACCUAUUGAAAGGUGAACAUCUGACGCCAGAGUUUCUGAAAUUGAAUCCUCAGCACACGAUUCCCACAUUGAUCGAUGGCGAUGCUACCAUCAUAGACUCGCAUGCCAUAUGCGCCUAUUUGGUGGAGAAAUACGGCAAGGAACAUGAGUCACUGUACCCCAAGGACUUGGUCAAACGCGCAAAUGUAGAUGCCCGCCUCCACCUGGACUCUGGCCACCUGUUCGCCCGUAUGCGUUUCCUCUAUGAACCAGUUAUCUUCUCUGGCUCCACUGACUGUUCCGUUGAUAAGAUAGCCUAUGUGCAGAAGUGCUAUGAGAUACUGGAGGGCUUCCUCAAGGAUCAGACAUACUUGUGCGGCAACGAGCUGACCAUUGCCGACCUUUGCUGUGUGGCAACCGUGACAUCCGUGAACGAUGUUGCGCACAUUGAUGAGUUCAAGUUUCCCAAGGUGCACGCCUGGCUAAAGAAACUUUCGGAGCUGCCCUACUACAAGGCCACCAACGAGGAGGGUGCCGAGGAGCUGAAGGCACUCUUCAAGGCCAAACUAGCUGAGAAUCGCUCCAAGUAGAUUCAGUUAUUAAUAUCCAUAUAUGUUAUAUAGUAGCCGGCAUUAGCUGGCGUUUCCUUGGUCAAGUUUAUAAGUUUUUAACAAAUACUUUUAUUAGACUAUCUUGGGUAAAUAAAUUAUUUUAUUUACCCGA
Drosophila mojavensis is the source of this 915-nucleotide messenger RNA. It is a transcript of the gene GstE12, whose product is annotated as glutathione S-transferase 1. Gene Ontology annotation, biological process: glutathione metabolic process. NCBI's taxonomy places the organism in Eukaryota, Metazoa, Arthropoda, Insecta, Diptera, Drosophilidae. Gene Ontology annotation, molecular function: glutathione transferase activity. The coding region runs from base 111 to 782 and encodes 223 amino acids. The transcript is spliced from 3 exons. The record is from RefSeq and is a predicted model, not a curated record.